ACGCGUCGCGACGCGUUUUCUUUAAUGGUAAAGUCUCUUUGUCUAGAAAAUAUGAAUAGUAUCGUUUGCUUGAGACUUGCAAUGUCUCCUUUGCAAAAUGCAAGUAUUCGAGCAAGAACAAAUAGAUGUCGUUAAAGCAGAGAAGCUCAUCGUCGAAUGUGCUAAACGCUUGGAGCUCUUAGACUCUAACUUAAAGCUUGACUUGGAGUUGCUGACAUGUCCUUCUAAUCGUGUAAACGCAUGGGAAACUCGAGGAUUUCUUCGAGAUUAUUACACGGGCAAUCAAUCUGAAGGUCGACCUUGGAAUGCGGAUGAACUUAAGAAACGUGUUACGUUAUUAAGUACAGAGGGUCUUAUUUCUGUUACAAAAUGGUUAUUUUAUCGAAUUCCAGGCGGAGUUGUGAGCUGGCGCUGCUAUCGCCUAUUUGAAGAAGCAGAUUCUUACGCAAAACAUCCAAUGGAUGGAUUUACCAUAUUUAUGAAGCUUGCAGCUCGCAAUAAUAGCCACUUUAAUGUGAUUCAAGGGUUUGUUCGGCUUCUUGCAAGCAUGGCUGCUCGUCUUCCAUCAGAGUCAGUCCCAAAAAAGUCAACCUCUUUGGAGGUUAUCGCACAGUUGAGCAGCUGUUGGGCAUUUUCAUGGCCGUGCAUGGAUCUUGAAGAUGGUUUGGCUUACUGGAAUAAGUGCACAAAUGCUUGUCUUAGAUUACUCCUAGCAUACUUGCGAGGUACAGACAAAAGAGAUGAGCACAGUUUCUCUUUGUUGCCGAUGUCCCUUCAAACACAGCUUCGAAACCACAGCUAUCCUCCUGUUGCCAAAAACUUCAAUACGGAGAGUUACCGUGUUAUCAACAUUAUGACAAAUCAAGGUCCGCAACCAACAUCUCCGCUUGAGGUUGUUGACAUUAUUUCAAAAAUGCAGCUUCCUAGUCAUGUUCGAAGUUCAUUCCCAAUUGGCAGAGACCGUUUGCACAGCGAGUGUUUGCUAUUGCUAAAAAGAAUGUCGCGAACUAAUUCUUCGCAGAUUGCAUUUAAUGCUCAAGAAUCAGCAUGGUUAGGCUUCUUGGAAAAUGGUUUUGACCGCCCAAUUGCUUCUUCUGUCGCCAAUAAUGAACUUAGACUUUUCGUGAACAACGAUAUGAUUGCUGAGGAGCCUAGUCCUCUGAUACAAUACCCUACGUUGGAACAGAGUCUUGUUUCUCAAUAUGACUUUUCUGAAGCAUUUGAAGUAAAUUGCAGUUCCACGAUAAAAUGGUUAUGGUUGGAAUCAAAAGCGCCGGAAAUUCCUGAGCUUCGGAGAAGCAUUUUUUCUACUGUUACUGUUCUGAUGGAUGCCAAUGGUUCAAUAUGUCUUGUGCAACAAAUUGACAAGCCCUCAACUGGCGGUACACGGUCCACAAGAAAAGGAAAGAAACGGAACUUGCUUAACCGUAUACGUUCUUCGAUUAAACGUGUUAUAAAGGCAAACAAGUUUUCUUCAAAAAAGUCAAUGCCUGUUAUCAAUCGCAAAAGUUGUACAAGUAUAUUGUUUGAGAGCAAUCGAGCAGCUAUUAUGCACGUGGCUGAACGACUAAAUGUGUUAAACGGAAGACGAGAAAUGGAGAAUAGUCUGAAAGCGAUGAAGCUUACCAAUAAUCGCGAUCCAUCAUGGGACCCUGACACGGCGGAAUACGUCAAUUCAAUGAUGGUUUGGGUCGGAUCAGAUAAACAUGGUUCCACUAAUUCAAAAGAUCCUCUCGUCCUUUUACAUCCGGAGAACUCUUGUCAAUCGAGAACAUUAACAGAAAACGGAAAAUCGCUUUCUUCUUCAAGUCCGACUGUUAAUUCUUCGACUGAAGGUGAUUCAAGCAUCCCUUCUGACGAUACCUAUAAAGACGCGUCAAUAUCUAUAACAAGUAUUACACAAGAAGAAGAGAAGCAGAAUGAAUUGGUUAUUUCAACUGAGAUUCAACCUUCAUUGAAGCCAGAGAAAAAAAUAGUACUUGAAGCGUUGACAAUUCCACGACCGAUUCGCAGACCAUUAAUUCCUGUUGAUGAAAUGCAAGCCGCUGAUAGUGAAACGACGAUCCAACAAAGUGCCUCUUCCUCUGUAUUUUCAACAACUGACAGUAUGCCUUCGACUCCUUUGUCUCAAACUGUCAACAUUCAAAAUACCCUUAGCAAUAUGCGCUCAUUACGAAAUGUAUCCAAAACGACUGCGCAUUCUUGCUAUACACCAUUAUCAGCUUCCUCGGUUUGCCUCGAUAACCUUACUCCUAUUUCGUCCUCAUCUAAGAGAAGCAGUCAAUUCUCUUUAGAAAAGAUGAUACGGUCUUAAAAUGUCUGUUCGUCAAUGAUCAAUUUUUUAAGACGACUUCUAAUAUUUUGGGAACUGAGAGUCAAAACUGUCAUGAAUCCAUUUACGAUACGACACCUUUCUUAAUUCUUACAAAAAAUGUACUUGCAAUAAGUUUUUGCGACGAGUUCGGCUACAAUCUUUUCUUAUUGCUUAAAUGAUUUAAUGUUUAAUGAUUAUGUAUAUCAACGCCUAUGCAUAUUGGCAAAAUGCUUCCUUUGUAGUAUUCUGCUAAAAAGAUAUUUAAAUAAUAUAUUGGAGCUAAAACUUUAUAGACUUCUAGUGCACCAUUUAGUUGGAUACGUAUUAUUUUGUCGGCAAUUUGAGCACACACUUGAAGUAAGUGUGUGGAUCCGUCGUAAUAUAUAUAUAUAUUUU
This is a messenger RNA of Schizosaccharomyces japonicus yFS275, 2710 nucleotides long. RefSeq names its product fungal protein. The transcript is spliced from 3 exons. Bases 98 to 2314 code for a protein of 738 amino acids. The record is from RefSeq and is a predicted model, not a curated record. Lineage: Eukaryota; Fungi; Ascomycota; Schizosaccharomycetes; Schizosaccharomycetales; Schizosaccharomycetaceae.